AUAUGAAUAAACUUUACAGUAAAGAAGAGGAUAAAAGCGUGCCACGAUCAGAAUCAGGGGUUUCGAUUGUAAUAACACCAGCUGAUGAUAUAGAUGAAGGUGAUGAAGACGACAUUGGCAAAAUAUCCCAUGAUGAUACAAGCUCUGUUGAAGAUGAAAUGUACACUCCUGAGGAAAGCACUCAUGAAGACUUGAAAGCUGAUGAAACUGUAUUCGUUUUUCAAGAUAUGGAACAAGAGGAAACACCAAUAACACAAACUAUACAAGUCAUUGAGAGCAAAGAGUUAUCACAAGAGACAGUAAAUGUUAAGCCAGAGUUGGAAAAAAUGUUUAAAGAAACAGAUGAUCGUUCUGUAGAUGAUUCCAAUAGGGAAAAGACACCUCUUAGCUUAUAUACUACCCAUUUGGAUGAUCAAUUUGUCACCAGUAUUGAAGUUGCAUCUUUACCCACAGUGGAGGGAAUACAUCCAAGUGAUGUGCCUCAGGUUAUUUCUGAUAAAAUGAUUGAUGAACACACAGCAGGACCACCUGAAAUACAGCCUUGGGAUGCAGUCUCCACACCACAUGAGCAUGAAGAAGUGAAAAAACAAAUGUCCCUCCCAUCUGGUGACUCUGACAUUAACAAAGAUUUACAUGUGACAUUCCCUGAAAAGGAAAGUUAUAUGGAAGAGCAACCUUUGGGUGAAGAAUUAAUCAUUUCUCAAGAGUGGCAAACUCUAAUUGCUCUCUUAAAACGCCGUCAGAAUUUAAGAGAACAGCCAUCUUCUGUGACCCCAACAGCUACACUGAUGUUAUUGCCAUCAACUCAGUCUUCAGGUGAAGAAAAAGGAGAACAAGUUGAUGCAAAUAUAGGCAUGUUAAAAUUAGCGAUAGAAAAGAAAGAAGUUGUUGUGGUACAGAAAGUAAUUAUUUCAAUAGUUGAAACAAUAAGUACAUGGCUGGAAACUAUAGAGUACAGAAUCUAUACCAUAAGAAAAAAUGAAGAUCCUAAUGAAAGGAUAAGACAGUAUGAAAACUUACGCACUGAACUUUUUAUUGUUGAAGAGAAACUAACAGUCCUUGAGAAUGUGACCCAAUCUGCUGUUACAGUUCUUAGUGAAGAAACUAUUAUAACUAUCAUAGAAACAGUUAAAUACUUGCGUCAACAGGUUAACCACAUUGAAAAAGUGCGGCAAAAUGAGCAAGAUGAUCUUGCCCAGAUGGAGGAACGUUAUGCACAGUAUCUUACAGCGGUAAGCGAUGCUGAGCAAGAAGUAUCCAGACUUAAGAAUCAACUCGGUGAAAUUCAGGAGACACAAAUGUCACCAGAAGAGAAGCUUACUAAGUUAGAAUUUCUACUUACUACCAAUGAAGAAACAAGGGAUUGUAUCACACAGUUGCUGCUCAGUUCACAUGAUCUCAGAGACAUUCCAAGUCAAAAAGUUGGGGAUGAGUUAGCUACUAUUCAGGCCGAACUCUGUGAUGUUCAUGAUGCUGUUGAAAAGGAAUUAGAUCAUCAUCUGCGGCUCACAACAUCUACCACCGAAUAUGAAGAAACGCUUAUGGAACUUACAUAUCUAAUUGAAAUGGCAGAAACAAUCUUAGAAGCAAGAAUUGUUGCUCGUGAUCAUGGACACUUAAUUGAUACAAUUACCAAGCACAAGAAGUUAUUCCUCUCCCUGCGUCAGUGCCAAAAAGUAUUAGAAUCGCUUGACACUGCUCUGGAGCCCAGCUCUCGUGUUCACUACCAGCAAUUGUACUCUCGCUCUUACUUGAGGGCUUCAAGAUUGUUGGACAAGGCCACACAGCGCAACCAUCAGCUGUCUCUCCUGGAAGCUGAGUGGGUGCGGCUUCUAAACCAACUGGAGGAAGAAGAAGCUUGGACAGUGUCAGCAUCAGAGCAGGUUACACAACUUCAAACUGUAUCUGCUGAUACAUAUGAAGACAACACAAAUGCAUGCAAGGAUCUUCUGGUGGAGAGUGUCACACAUGAAGCUCACGUGGGCCACCUUGUGGAAAUGGUCCGAAAAGUAGGAGACUCUAUCACUUGUACUCACCUUGAGACGCGAGUGACAACACACCACCAACGAACAACGAGAUUGCGCCAGGAGGUCAGUCGCUUGUUAGAGCGCCUUGAAGAACUGCAUGUCCAUUGGUCCACGUAUCAAACUCAGAUGGACAAGCUACAGGAAUGGUGUUCACAGGCCAAGACCUCACUAGAAAACAUUGAUCUGACACCACAGGACCAAGAAAAGCUAAAGGAGCAAUUCAAUCAAAUUUGGAAUCUCAAGGCUCAGUUUGAUAGUCAAAGUGUACUACUAAAUGAAUGCAUGAACCACUUUGACAAAUCAGUGGGCUUAGUGAACAUGACAGAUGAAACCCACCAGAGACAUUUCCUCUCACAGUUCAAGAGUGAGUGGGGUGAGCUUGAGGAACUUCUCCAACAGAAGGAAAAGGAAUUGCACCGGAUCCAGAUCCAAGUAGUUCCUGUACCACAACUGUUGGCGGAGACUCAAGAUACACUAUCAAAUAUUGAAGUUGCCUUGCAGAAUAUAGAUACUAAUGUGACAUCAAUCCAACAACUCAGAGAUAUAUCGGAAAAUUACAAGGUGCUACGAAUCAAAAUUUUGAAUAGCAAGGAGAACUUAGAACACUUAACACAAGUCUCAAGCAUUGAGGAGGAACAAGAUGAUGAAGUACUGGAUACCCUUGGUCAGUUGUCACUCACCUGUCAAGAGUUGAUUUGUACCAUCCAGCAGCGUAUUGCAUCUCUGGAAUACACAUUGGAUCAUGUUCAAAAGACUGUUAGCCGUGUAGAACGUAUCUCUCUUACAGUAGAUCAUCUUGAAAAUACAUUGGAAAGGUGUCAGGCAGUAGAUAAAGAAGGGGAACAAAUUCUUAAAGCUGCACUUCAUUCCUGUCAAACAAUAUAUGAUAGUUUGGCCCGUACUGAAGAAGAUAUCACUAAAGUAAAACAGUGCAUGGAAACUCUGAGUCAAGAUCCUCAUCACCCUUGCCACCUAGCAGAAUUAACAUUACAAGUUUCAGCUCUUCAAGAACGACUUGAAUUAGUAGCAGAGAGCAUUAAGGAGACCCAAACCAAUCUUAAGAAUCGCCUUGAUAUGUGGCAGAAAUUCAUGUCUUCAUCUGAUGCAGUAGAUGGCUUCCUGCAGGAGGUUGAAUAUCUUCUUGAAAGUGCCUUGGACUUACCUUCUGUCAACAGAGCUGCACUGAAAAAACAUGUGGAAGAACUACAAAAUCUCCAGGGAUCUAUGACCACUAAUAAAAACCUCUUAGAAAUACUUAAAUCUCAGGCAGUUAAAGUGGAGAAAACUCACUGCAUGGAGACACAACUAACACGCUGGAAUAGUGUUUCAGAGAAACUAGAAUCGGUUAUCCUUCGGUACGAAACAGCUCUGGAAUUGUGGAGCAGGUUUGUUACUGUCCAGGAAGAGGUGCGAGUCUGGGUCGAGUCGAAACUCACUCUAAUUGUAUCUCUUCAGUCCCGUGGCAUCAGUAAUGAGGAACGCUCUCAGAUUCAGGUAAGUACAGUGCUUGUUUUCCUCUUUUAUUGGUGAUUAGGAAAUUAUCAA
This is a messenger RNA of Cherax quadricarinatus, 3572 nucleotides long. The record is from RefSeq and is a predicted model, not a curated record. Lineage: Eukaryota; Metazoa; Arthropoda; Malacostraca; Decapoda; Parastacidae.